AUGUCUUACUACCCCGGAGGAGGCCAUAGGCAAGGAGGUGAUCAAUAUAGGCCUCAAGAAUCUCGUGGACAUGGAUACAAUAACGGUGGCUACGCGUCUUCUCGGGGCCGUCAGCAAUACGAUAGUCGAGGGUCGCAAUAUAGACCUGGCCAGGGAAGAGGUUCGUACCAGGGAAACCGUCAGCCACGUUACAACCCUUCUAGACAAGGUGCCAGCCAUCUGGUGUAUACGCAGACACAAACUGAAAACCAAUUGUGGAUGGGAGACUUGGACCCUUUGUGGAAUGAAGACACAAUCAUGAAAAUCUGGAGGAACGCUGGGGAAUCGCCGACAAAUGUGAAGAUCAUGAGGGACCGAGUGGGUAAACCGCUGUACUGUUUUGUAACGUUUGCCUCACCUCAAGAAGUGCUUGCUGCUUUACAGAAGAACCAGACACCGGUACCAGGAUACAAUCGUUUAUUUAAGCUUAACUACGCUUCGAGGAACGAGCAGUUCGGUGGGUAUCAGCGAGGACUACCGGGUUCAAAAGGCAGCAUGCCCAAUAACGAGUGGUCAGUUUUUGUAGGUGACUUGGCUCCAGAGAUCACUGAACCUAUGCUUUUCAAUCACUUUCUCAAAGAGUACCCGGGAGCUGUGCGUAAUGUCAAGAUAAUGAUGGACUUUUCAACGAAAACAAGUAAGGGUUUUGGGUUCGUGAGAUUCAAUAACGAGGAAAGUCAGAAACACGCUUUGCAGAACAUGAGCGGAUCUAUUUUAGCAGGAAAACCUAUCAGAGUUAGUCAUGCAUCCAGAAGUGAUACCCCCACCGCUGACCCUAAGAAAACUGAAAUGACUGUGCCAUCUUCUGUAAAAUUGAGUCAGAGCCACCCGCCGCUUGGACCUUUUACUGACCCUUAUAAUACUGUCAUAAAAGUGAAGGGUAUAACAAGGUCCAUCACUCGAGACGAACUUCUAGGCCAUUUCUUGCCAUUCGGCCACAUUGUUUACUGUAGAAUGAACUACAAGAAUGGCUUUGCACAUAUCAAGUAUUUGUUGAGGCGAGAUGCGGAAUCAGCAAUGCAUUUCAUGUAUGGAUUUAUUAUUAACAACAAUCCUGUGGCUCUACGCUGGGGAAGAGAAGAGAGGACAGAUACAGGGAAGGUUGGGUUUCAUCCUGUUGAAAUGUCGGACACUUAUCAUGCGGCAAGCAAAGCUCCCCUACUACUAGGUGAUCUACCGUCCAAUGUCGUCUUUGAGGAUCUCGACAAGGAUCAAGUUGAUGCGUUACAGCUUCAUACACAGAAUGAGUUUUUGACUGUAGCAGAAUAUGAUGCCAUCGAGGAGCAAAAGAAGAAAGAACGCGACGACUACUUGAUGCUGGCAUUUUGA
Messenger RNA from Candidozyma auris, 1368 nucleotides. RefSeq lists its product as uncharacterized. Gene Ontology annotation, molecular function: mRNA binding. The transcript has a single exon. Bases 1 to 1368 code for a protein of 455 amino acids. Gene Ontology annotation, biological process: mRNA splice site recognition. The record is from RefSeq and is a predicted model, not a curated record. Gene Ontology annotation, cellular component: cytosol. Lineage: Eukaryota; Fungi; Ascomycota; Pichiomycetes; Serinales; Metschnikowiaceae.